Marasmius oreades (fairy-ring Marasmius) is the source of this 1984-nucleotide messenger RNA. RefSeq lists its product as uncharacterized. The coding region runs from base 308 to 1984 and encodes 558 amino acids. The record is from RefSeq and is a predicted model, not a curated record. The transcript has 21 exons. NCBI's taxonomy places the organism in Eukaryota, Fungi, Basidiomycota, Agaricomycetes, Agaricales, Marasmiaceae. Gene Ontology annotation, molecular function: copper ion binding; oxidoreductase activity.
CUCACCUUUGCCUUUGGUCCACCGUCAAGACAAUGCACACAUUCACGUACCAGGCUCUUGGUUUCAACUGCAAUUGCUAUAGGAGAUACAAGGCCUCAAAUGACCGUUAAUAGGCUUGAUUGAUUACGCGGUUGAAACUGGAACCUGAUUUGAGCCAUGUUCGCCGAGCCGUCUAGUUUCUCUCCUUUUUUGGUUUCAGGGCGCGAAAGAGUUCACCUAGAUAAAAGGUGUACUCUUCCUGUUUCCGGUAGUCAGGAGUUUCUUCGAGCUCUCCUCGCGCUUUGCAUCGUCCUUCACAUACCUGAUCAUGUUUCUACUUCAUUUUUUCCGAUUCGUGGUUGUUGCUGGACUUUCAAGGAGCAGUCAAACAGUCAGUAUUGGCCCCAAGGCUGACUUGCCGAUCGUUAAUGCGCGUAUCGCUCCGGAUGGCUUCUCUCGUGCAACAGUUCUGGCCGGGGGCACCUUUCCCGGGCCCGCAAUCACUGGAAAGAAAGGAGAAACAUUCGAAAUCAACGUGAUUGACGACUUGACAGACCCAACGAUGCCGCGAGCGACCUCGAUUCAUUGGCAUGGGCUAUUCGUAUCAGGCGCGAGCUGGGCAGACGGAGCCACGAGUGUCACCCAAUGUCCCAUCUCUCCCGGCCAAUCCUUCAAGUAUGAGAUUCCGAAUCCCGAACAAGCUGGAACAUUUUGGUAUCACUCCCACUUAAAGGCUCAGUUUUGUGACGGUCUUCGCGGACCCCUGGUCAUUUACGACCCGCAUGAUCCUCAUUCAAAUCUAUAUGAUGUCGAUGACGGUGAUAGGAAAAUCCUUAUAUCCUUUCUUCAAGUUUUGAUGUGUGUUCUCGAUGACAGAAAGCACUAUCAUCACCCUCGCCGAUUGGUAUCGUACGUUCGACACGUCUUUCUUGGUGUUCCGGAAAAUGACAUUUUCCCAGAUCAGCCUUCCUCCGUUUAUGAGAACCUUAGGGGCGUGCUUCAGGCGAAUUCAACUCUCAUCAACGGGCUUGGUCGCUAUAAAGGUGGCCCGGAUAGUCCACUUGCAGUUAUAUAUGUUGAACAAGGAAAACGCUAUCGGUUCCGACUUGUUUCCAUGUCGUGUGAUCCCCACUUCAAUUUUUCAAUUGAUCAGCACGCCUUGAAGAUCAUCGAGGUUGAUGGGGUGAACCAUCAGCCUCUCGAUAUAGAUUCCCUACAGAUCUUUUCAGGUCAACGUUAUUCUUUUGUGCUUCACGCUGACCAACCGGUGGACAACUAUUGGAUCCGGGCUAACCCUGAUUUUCCUGGCAUACCUGGCUUUGAUGGCGGUAUCAAUCAAGCCAUCCUACGCUACAGAGGGGCAGCCAAAAGAGACCCCGAGGGCAGGAACAUUACGACUACGAAUCUUCUCAAGGAGACGGACCUUCGGCCCCUCGAGAGCCCCGAGGCUCCUGGUGCACCUAACAUUGAUGGUGCUGAUGUUUCACUAAACAUGGCGCUGGGUUUUAACUUCGAAACCGGACUUUUCAAUAUAAGUGGCGUGCCUUUCACUCCCCCCACAGUUCCCGUUCUUUUACAGAUCCUUAGUGGUGCAGCGUCUGCCCAGUCACUUCUACCAAAGGGUUCCGUUUACCCGUUACCUGGAAACAAGACGAUUCAGAUCUCGUUGCCAGCGGGGGACACCGUCGGUGCACCGCAUCCUAUGCAUUUGCACGGACACACGUUCAGCGUCAUUCGUAGUGCGGGCAGUCAGGAGUACAACUACGUCAAUCCCGUUCGGAGAGACGUUGUCAGUACUGGUGGUUCGACGGACAAUGUGACCAUCCGCUUCCGGACCGAUAAUGCUGGACCGUGGUUCUUACAUUGUCAUAUUAAUCCACAUUUCGAGCAUGGUUUAGCUGUCGUACUCGCUGAAGACAUUCCGGAGAUCAGAAGCCUUGCUGCUACCAAUGGCGCCUGGAAGGAGCUUUGUCCUAUUUAUGACGCACUACAUGAGAAUCUCUAA